CAACACUGUGGGCAGGAGCGUGGUGAGCGGAUGGGAGCAGCUUCCUACGGUUGCAGCCAGAGGCCUCCUGCACUGUCCUGGGCAUUGCAGCUGGAGCUGCAGUGACAGGAAUGUCCCCAAAAGGCCAUGGGACAUCCCUGUGUUUUGUGAAAGCUCCUGCAAUGGAGAGGCUGAGGCCACCGUGGGGUUUGGGCACAACAAACAACAGCGGGGCUUUGGGAAGAUCACUACAGGGCGAUGUGGAGCAGACAGAGAGUGGGCAUGGAUAGAGGACCUUCAGGUCUGCGUGUGACAGCAAAGGCCCUUGCAGUGGCUGUGGCAGCUCUGCGCCACACAUUUACCCUAAAAAACCCUACAAAGACAGAAGAGCUUUCAUGCAAAGCCUCCAGUCAUGCUGCCAGGAGCAUCCCCAGGUGGGACCAGCCCCUCUCCCUUCCCGUCCUUCACUCACGGGGGAACCCAGAGCUUUUUUACCCCACAGUGCCACCCCACUCCAUGCCACAGGCACCCAGCGGGGUGCUCCCCACACCCAUCCCCGCCCCACAGCCCCUUCCCUGCAGACCCACUGACCUCCAGCCGAUGUGGGGCUGCAGGCGCUGCUCUGCAGGGCUCGCUCAGAGUCGCUCUGCCUCGAUGUCCUCCCUCCCCACAUCUCUCCGGGAUCUUAUAUCGGCUCCUGGUUAAUUAAGUGCCUCAGCCACAUGACCCCGCUAAGCAGCAGGUAGGUGGGCUCUGCUGCAGACGGGGCUUUGUCUGGAUGGCAAAGCACCAGCGGGGCGUGGGUGGGACGGAGUGCUGCUGUGUGGGGCUGCAGCCAGGAACUGGUGCCCACUCGUCCCAAAAUCCAAACAAGCCUAUGCAGCGAUGCUGCCCCUGUGUUGGUACCCAGGGACAGAGGACCAGUGAUGGACACACAGCUUCCUCCUGCAUCCUCACACACCGGCAAUGCUUCUGGCCCAACAUGAGCCCCCUGUCCCCUUCCUCCAGCACUCUGUGGCUUUGGGAGGCCUGCUCUAAGUGCCCCCUGUCCUUGCAGCCUUCAGGAACCAGCAAAGCCAUGGAAAGGAGCAGCUCUGAUGCCAGAGGAGCCUCUGAGUGCACCCAGCCCCACUUCCUCAUCCUUCUCCACGCUCUGGAGAAAGCCCUGUAGCUCCUGGCACAAGCCCAGCCACGGUCCAGAGCUCAUUACAGCCUCUGCUCCCAACCACUGCCCAGCUGCAGAUCCUCCAGGCACCGACUGUGUCUCCUUCACUCAUCCUUUCCAGGACCUGCAGCCUCAGAGCGCUCAGCAUCACAGCCUCAGCUGCACCCCAGGAAGAAGGAGGAGUGCUGAGUCCCACAGCUGCGUGCAGAUGUGGUUCCUUUGGCUUCUCAGUGCUUGAGCACCACACCCAAACCCAAAGGAAGCUGCAGUGAACCUGGUGCAGCCCCAGCCUCACAGCAACGGGGCCAGGUAGGGAUGGAGGAGUCACCUCUGCAUCCACCUUGCUCACAUCAGUCCUCCUGCAGCCCCACACCCAGCUGGGAUCCCUGCAUCCUGUACCCAGCUGGGAUGCUCACACUUCACAGCCAUUUGGGAUGCCCAUAUCACAAACCCAUUUGGGAUGCUCAUACCUCACAGCCAUUUGGGAUGCCCACAUCACACACCCACUUGGGAUGCCCACCCCUCACACCCAGCUGGGUCCCCAUGCACAACACCCACUCAGAACCCCCUGCACAGCACCCUGCUGCCAUAGCAGGAUGCAGACCCCAUUCCUGUGCCCUCAGCCCGCAGCAGUGACGCCAGCCUGGAGCGGGGCUCAUUAUGAGCUGCGGGUUUCUGGGAAGGCAUUAACAUCGCCGAGGCGGCCGAGCGCUGAGAGCUUUUUAAUCUGCGGGUGCUCGGCCGGGCAGUAACGAGCUAAAUGAGCAGCCCGCAUCGCUUCCAGGAAAAGAGCGGCCGCAGCGUGGCCGUCCCGCACGUGUCCGUAUGGGAUUCAUCCCCCGGGAACGGCGGGGGCGGGUUGGGGAGGGGAAGAGGAGCGGACUGGAAGCCGAGCCGGGUGCGAUGAGCUGCGCCCGGCCUCAGCCAGGAUGCGGGGUGGGGGGUGCGGGACGGACGGGGGCCCUUUAAGGCUGCGGGCCGGAGCACGCUGACGUCAGCGGGGCGGGCGCUCCGGGACGCCGCAGCCCCGCGGCCCCGAGCUCCGCCGUGCGCGCCCGAUGCCUGUCCCCGCCCGGCGCCAUGGCCGAGGGCAAAAUCGCGGGGCUGUACGACCUGGAGCGCACGCUGGGUAAGGGCCACUUCGCCGUGGUGAAGCUGGCCAGGCACGUCUUCACGGGGCAGCGCGUGGCCGUCAAGGUGAUCGACAAGAGCAAGCUGGCGGGCGAGGCGGCGGGGCAGCUGCUGCAGGAGGUGCGCUGCAUGAAGCUGGUGCAGCACCCCAACGUGGUGCGCCUCUACGAGGUCAUCGACACCCACGCCAAGCUCUACCUCAUCCUGGAGCUGGGCGACGGCGGCGAUAUGUUCGACCACAUCAUGAGGCAUGAGGGCGGCCUGGCCGAGCCCCGUGCCAAGCAUUACUUCGCCCAGAUUGUCCACGCCAUCUCCUACUGCCACAAGCUGCACGUGGUGCACCGCGACCUCAAGCCCGAGAACGUGGUCUUCUUCCAGGAGCAGGGGGUGGUCAAGCUGACGGACUUUGGCUUCAGCAACCGCUUCCAGCCCGGCAAGAUGCUCACCACCAGCUGUGGCUCGCUGGCGUACUCGGCACCAGAGAUCCUGCUUGGGGAUGAGUACGAUGCUCCAGCUGUGGACAUCUGGAGCCUGGGGGUCAUCCUCUACAUGCUGGUGUGCGGACAGCCGCCCUUCCAGGAGGCCAACGACAGCGAGACGCUCACCAUGAUCAUGGACUGCCGUUACACCGUGCCCCCACACGUCUCCGCACAGUGCUCCGACCUCAUCUCCAGGAUGCUGCAGCGGGACCCCCGGCAGAGAGCCUCCCUGGAGCAGAUCGAGGGCCACGCGUGGCUGCAGGGGGUGGAUCCGUCCCCAGCCAGCCGCUGCCUGCUGCCCCUCACCUCGCACAAGCGCGUGUCCCAGGAGGAGCACGAGAUCAUCAUCCAGGCCAUGACGUGCGGGCACAUCGCCGACCGCGACACCAUCCAGGAGGCGCUGGAGGCCGACCGCUACAACCACAUCACGGCCACCUACUUUCUGCUGGCCGAGAGGAUGCUGCGGGAGAAACAGGAGGAACAGAGCCGCCGUCAGAGCCUCGUCUACGACCUGGCCAAGCAGGUGCAAAGCAGGACCGACCUCUCGGACACGUUCGGCCCUGGGGACGGCACCGGGGGCCGUCAGCCCGUAGCAGAGGUUCCUGGCGGCUCCCAGCCCAGCAGCGGGCGUCAGCCCCCCCGGGUGCUGCUGAAGGCUCCCACCAUCGAUACGGCCAUCACCAAAAGUACCCCGGCCCUGCAGCAAAUCUGCGAGGAGGAAGAAGAGGAGGAGGAAGAGGAGUGCAGACCCGGCGUGAUGGAGAGGAAAAGCAGCUCCUUGAACCAGGAGCAGAUGAGAGAUUUCCUCCGUGCCGGGGCCCGUCGGCCGCCGUGCCGCGGGGAGGUGCUGGGCUGGGGGGCCGAGCCGGGGGGCCGGGCGGGGUACCGGGGUGCCGGCGGAGCCCGAGGGCCCCCGGAGCCGCGGGGGGACGGGAGGGGCGGCGCGGGGACCCCCGAGGGCAGGGAGGGCUCGGGGCGUCCCGGGGAAAGGGGGGGAGCCGACCCCGCCGCCUCCCCGGGGCCGAAGGAGAAACGCGCGACGGGGGUCCGCGGGGGGGCGGGGGGCAGCGAGGGGGAGGCGGAGAACGUGAUAAAGCUGGACCCGGGUAAGGGCAAGAGCGGCAGCCUGAGGGAGCGGCUGAUGCAGUUCCCGCUGUGCGAGAAAGCUUUGGCCUUCAAGAUCCACCCCGGCCCCAAGGAGAGCCUGCUGUCCCUGGGGCAGUUCAACUGCUGCCACGUCAUUUAGCCCCGCGGCCGGGCGUUUUUUAACUACUAGAAAUGAUUUUUUUAAAUAGUCUAUUUUAAUGUAACGACAUAGAGACGGCUAUAUCCCCUGCCUGAGCUCCCGUGGGCCACGGCCACGCGUCCCCAGCCUGCGCUGUUCCCCCCCCGUUCGCCCCCCCACAACGCGCUUCCUAUUUAUUACCUCUUUGUUUUCUUGCUGGCAAGAAAUGAACGCACGAGGCGGGGGCCGCCGCUCGGCCCGGGCUGCGCUGCACGGAGUGGAUGGGAGCCGCCGGGAAGCAAAGUUCGUCGGUGCAAUAAAACCGCGCUUCGGUUUGA
This is a messenger RNA of Phasianus colchicus (ring-necked pheasant), 4317 nucleotides long. Its product is annotated as SNF-related serine/threonine-protein kinase-like. The record is from RefSeq and is a predicted model, not a curated record. Gene Ontology annotation, biological process: protein phosphorylation; intracellular signal transduction. Gene Ontology annotation, molecular function: ATP binding; protein serine/threonine kinase activity. Gene Ontology annotation, cellular component: cytoplasm. NCBI's taxonomy places the organism in Eukaryota, Metazoa, Chordata, Aves, Galliformes, Phasianidae.